CAAGUGGAUUUUAGAGAAAAAGAGACGAAAAACGCACAGAAAAACCCGAGCCGGCACUUAGAUGGCGCUGCGGUUUGCGCAAGACUAGCUUCUUCGGCAUUUGCCAGUCUCCAUGCAGCGGCAAACCGGGUCGACGCGUGCAAGAAACGGGAACAAGACUUGCUUUCAGAUUUGCAAUGACGAAACGCUGAAUUCUCGUUGGCUUACGCGGAACACGCAGCCGCAACGUCAACAAAGAAAUCCACGUUUCGUCAGACUCUGCAGCUUGCGGUGAGCAGUCCCGUGCAUCGACAAAACGAGGAUCGACGCGAAAAAACGGCGGUGGCAGAAAGCACAGAAGCGUGAUCAGCUCCCACUGAAUGACGAGGAGUCUUUUGCCGCCAACAAGCAAGGUGCAAACCGGAGAAAAAGCAAAGUUUUCGGUGUUCAAAAGAAACGGAGUGACAAAGCUCCCUGCGAGCCACGGGCGCAGUGUACAGACACCCGAGGCGAUUAUUGUUGAACCCGCGCGAAAAGUGUGGAGCGCAGUUUGGGAAGACUUCGGACGGUAGCAAACGAUCGUUUGUCUCGUGGAAUGAGUCCUCUGGGGAAUGAGCAGCGCCACACAGUCGCUGUGCCUUCCGAUUCCCUUCGUGGGCAGCUACGUUCCCGCCUAAAACGCAGAAAAUUGGACGUCGUCCGGCCAAGUCGCGUGGACUGGCUGGGAGGCGCUGCUAGAGCUGCGCCAGGCGUCGUCGAGACGGCUUUCCUUGUCGGCAGAAUGGAGGCAAGCAGGGAAAUCCUCGCCCACGCUUUUCGCAUAUGUCGUGCUCACGAAAGACAGCAAAGUAUGCUGCAAAGUACGUCCACAGGCGACUUGGAUUCAGGUCAGCGCUUGCGCGCCGGCGACUCGAGUCCGACGUCUGCGCAAGACCAGUGCAGAAAACUGGGCGUCCUCGGCAGCCGGAAGAGAGCGCCUUGCUUGUUUGUAGAUUUGUCGACCAACGAAUUCGUGACAAAUCGUGUCGUCCAUAGAGGCGACGCCCCUUAUCGCGCGCGUUUCUCGGAUGAACAUACCAGACUUGCGCAACUAGCCACCGGUCCCGCCCUCGCAGACUCUCGAGAACACGAUAGAUCGUACCAGCGGGGAGGCGGUGUGAAAAAGGUUCGUUUGUGUGGCAACAACUUGUGUUUGUGUCUGUGAAUGGUCCUCGUAGUGGACGAAAAAAAUGCAGAGGCGACUGCCCUCUAGUGAAGUGUCAGGUGGGGAUCAGAAUCAGGGUCCUGUGGACUAGCUGCACAGUGAAAGUCUUCGGUCCUGGCUUUGUUUCCCGAAAAACGCUCUCUGACCGGUGGAAAACUCAUUUUCCCGUCGCUUUUCAGUCGUCGAAAGUGGAAGUGUUGGGGCUCCGAGAGGCGUCUCUCACCAGGUGCACAAUUACCGAAAUUUCUCUCGAUUUUCGCUGCUCUAGCCCCGCGCUCACUGUGUCGCAGGUGCUAGCUGACAAUCUACAUGCAAGACACGGCGGAGAACUUGGCGAGGUAAAGAGCUCCCUGUCUGGUUUUCCUUUGCUUCUUCUCACCAGAGCGGGUGAAUUCUUUUCAAGUCUUCACACGGAAAGUUCCUCUGAAAAAAAUUGGGUUUUCCGUUGACGCGGCAAACGCAAGCGUCCUCCAGGCCCGGAUUCCCUCGUGUCUCGCUCCGUCUCUUCUUAAUUUGACAUUUUAUAUCAGAAGGACGCUUUCGCUCUUCAGUUUUGGCCCUUCCUUCUUUUUUCUUCUUUCUGGAUGAAACUAACUUCUCCUCAACGUCGCCAGCGACUCGUUUUACCUGUGAAAACUGCGGCUGGACGUCAGACUUCGAAGCAUCACUGAAGCCAGGCACCGUGGAGAAUCCAGAUCGACUCUCCCCGAGUUAAAUGUCAAAAACGGGCGUGUAUCCUACGGAAUGUUUUCUCCGAACUGUUAAAAGCACUCACAAGUUAAGCGAUAUCCUUUCCAUACACAUGGAAGAAUCUUUAUUCGUAGCUCCUGUGCAUGUACAUCUAUUUCUAGCUCCUACGUGUACAUAUCCUUACUCCUAGCC
Toxoplasma gondii ME49 is the source of this 2065-nucleotide messenger RNA. RefSeq lists its product as hypothetical. The transcript has a single exon. The record is from RefSeq and is a predicted model, not a curated record. Bases 575 to 1183 code for a protein of 202 amino acids. Lineage: Eukaryota; Apicomplexa; Conoidasida; Eucoccidiorida; Sarcocystidae.